AUGGGGAACGAAAUCAGACCAGAAUCUGUGGAAGAAGAUAAUAGCAGAGGAGACGAAGCAACUGAAACCCAAGAAGAAGAAGAAGAAGAAGAAGAAGAAGAAGAAGAAGAAGAAGAAGACGAUGAUGGUGAUGAAGAAGAAGAAGAAGAAUCAACCGUCGGAGAGGAAUAUUAUAGCAGAGGAGACGAAGAAGAAGAAGAAGAAGAAGAGGAAGCGUUACAAGCCCGAGAAUGUAGCUCAGCAGAUGAUUCAACAGACGGAGAGAGUUUUUCGCCGGAAAGCAUCGUUUUAGCGGUGUCGCUUUCACUGAACAAACGAAUUAGGGAUGAUAACUCGAUCGACCGGCUGAGUAGGCUUCCUGAUGACCUCCUAAUCCGCAUUCUCUCUCAUCUCGGCAUGAAGGGAGCCGCCACCACCAGCGUCCUCUCCAAAAGGUGGCAAUACCUCUGGCACAAUAUGCCCAACCUUAGGUUCGAGGAGAGCAGCACGAGGCUCAGGGAGAUACGCAAGCUCGUGGUACGUAUCCACAGGACACUCGUUCUCCGCUCGGGGAACCACCUCGAUGAACUGUGGAUAGACUUCUCCUACGACGAGAGUUUUGCCUAUGACGUCAAUACAUGGGUUGAAUUUGCCGUCAGGAACAAGGUGAAGCAUCUCACCCUGAAGCUUGACUCUUUUAGAGAUUUCUAUGUACUUCCCCUGGUGGUUUGCUCCUGUUCGUCCCUUGUUCGGCUGUCGAUGAAAGGCUGCAUUGUGGCUCCCAAGAGCAGGGUCAACUGGCAAGGUUUAACCGAUCUGCUCAUAGAGGAUGUGUCUCUCGACGAGGAUGACAUUCAAAAGAUAUUAACUGCUUGUCCUGUUUUGAGUAGAUUGGGUCUAAGAGGGUGUUGGGGAUACUCGACCUUGGAUAUUGGCUCUCAGAAUCUUGUCGAGCUUUCAGUAGCCGAGUCUGAAGAGGUGAGACUGCUGGAAAUUUCGGCACCGUAUGUACGCUCGUUGGAUAUUUCAAUUUAUACUGUAGGUAUGAAGUUGCGGCUGAGGAACAUGACAUCCCUUGUUACGGCUUUUAUCAAUUUCGCCGGGGAUGUUCACGACUCUCUCCCGGACAGUGAGCUCGUGAUGAAGCUUUUUGAGGACAUACGAUAUGUCAAGAAGCUCGAGCUAGGAUGUUUAUGCAUCAAGUGA
Messenger RNA from Striga hermonthica, 1185 nucleotides. The record is from the annotation of a GenBank genome assembly. Lineage: Eukaryota; Viridiplantae; Streptophyta; Magnoliopsida; Lamiales; Orobanchaceae.